GGUCACGUGAGCAAGAGGGUGACAUAAAAUCUCAUUCGGCUUUUUAAGUUCUUUUCUAGGGUUUCCCUUCCUCUUCUUUCCGCCGAAUCAUCUCAGUAGCGCUUCUCCUCCUGCAAAAAGUAUCAGAACCACAAGGGGACUUUGCUUAGAGUAAAGUCAGACUUGAAAGGAUGGCGGCAGCAGCUAUGUUAAAACCUAUGAAGCAAGGUUUUGAAGAGCCACAGGAACAACUUCAUCGUAUUAGGAUUACUCUUUCAUCCAAGAACGUCAAGAAUCUUGAAAAAGUUUGCUCUGACCUUGUGAGUGGUGCAAAGAACAAGAGAUUGAAAGUUAAGGGACCAGUAAGGAUGCCCACCAAGACUUUGCACAUCACCACCAGGAAAACUCCCUGUGGUGAAGGUACAAACACUUGGGAUAGGUUUGAGCUCCGUGUGCACAAGAGGGUGAUUGAUCUUGUGAGUUCAUCAGAAGUAGUAAAGCAAAUCACAUCUAUCACAAUUGAACCAGGUGUCGAGGUUGAGGUGACCAUUGCAGACCCAUGAACAUUGAUGUCACAGUUGUAACUGGCUGGACAUGGAUCCAAGAUUAGAGAAUUUUGCUUAUUAUGAUCUGUAGGGGAAUCUUAUUUUUGUUUAUCAUAGUUAAGGUUUAAGAAACUACUGAGAUCCAUUGUUUUUUCUUGGUUAAUCGGUUUUGUAUUGAAAGAUAUUUGAAGGGCAAACAAAAUUUACCAGACAUCUUGUUUCAUCGUUGAUUCAACAUUUUGUUGCUA
Molecule: messenger RNA, 772 nt
Organism: Papaver somniferum (opium poppy)
Lineage: Eukaryota; Viridiplantae; Streptophyta; Magnoliopsida; Ranunculales; Papaveraceae
Product: 40S ribosomal protein S20-1-like
Exons: 4
Coding region: 171-542 (123 amino acids)
Biological process (GO): translation
Cellular component (GO): cytosolic small ribosomal subunit; ribosome
Molecular function (GO): structural constituent of ribosome; RNA binding
Source: RefSeq, a predicted model, not a curated record